GUCCUCUAUUAUGCUACACUUCAAAGUUCGUUGAUCCGGAAACUGAAAAAAAAACAGAAAAAAAAGAACACACUUUACAUUCAAGUACAUCUAAGUGAAGUUAAACUAAUCUAAUCCGAUGGAUUGGUAGACAGUUAAAGUGGUCUUCAGUUGACCUGUGAAAGGGUGUUUCUCAGUUAAGCAAUAACAAAAUGACCACAGUCUGGACAGCAAGCAAUCUACGUCGACAAGAUGGACGUUAUAACAGUCUAUCCAGAAGUUUAGGAUCUUUAAUGUCAAUUGUACUCGAUGAGGAUAAAUCUCCAUCCGUGUUGAUUUUUUCUAAUCAAUCACCAAGAGAGACUAAUUUACAAACAAGUGUCUCUGUUGGUGAUCGAGUCGGAGAUGAGAAUAUUUUGCCGUUAAAUGGAUUAAGUUUUCGUUCAUUACAAACAGACUCUUCUUCAUCGAUUGCAUUUGUUGGCAAAAAAAUUAAACGUGAAUAUCAAUCGGCGUUUGUAUUGCCUGAUAAACAAACAAUUGGUAUUAUUCGUCAAGAAGCGUUUAUGACUGAAGAAGGUUUAGCUCAAGUCACGCUUAGUUUAUGCGUUUCGACUCAUUUAGAUGGUUUAAAAGUUAGUAAAAGUGAAAGAAUAUGUGAUUACCUUGAUACGGACUAUUGGGCUUCCAUUUUAUUAGCUUCCACUGAAUCUCACGAUGCUGAACUAUUAGGAUAUAUGGGACCUGAAUAUACUUCAAGAAAACCUAAUCGUUUUAACUUUGAACGUUCUGAAAGCCGACGACGUAAACGAGAAAUUGUGCUUGUUCAAGAAGAGAUUGAAGAUAGCGAUGAGAAAGAUAAUGUUAGGCAAUUUGAUGGUAGCAAUAUUUUGCCUGAAAGUGUUACAGUGUACGAAAAAGUAUAUCCUAAAGAAAAGGAUGAAUGUGAUCCCCAGACACAUCGAUUAAUCCUGCAUCCUCCACCACCCCUUCCACCUGCACAGAGGCCAGAAUCACCGCCGCCUUCACUACCGAAAACUUUAAAAGUAUCUGAAAGAAAUGCUUCACCAAAACCACAACUAACUUCGAGUAGAAAUUCAUGUCAGCCAAAAGAACAAGCCCCAAUAAUUGGACGGGCUGAACCACCUGGAAAAACUAAACCAAUUGUAAGUAGUCCGAAAUCUAAAGAAAAUUUUGAAAAACUUAAACGUCAAUGGAAUAAUCGUAUUGCUCAAAUGCAAGAACAUCUAGAUAAUCAGUAUCGCGAUACACCAACAUCGCUACCACAAACUUAUACAGAAGGACAUCGUGGUUCUACAGUUACAUCAAUUCUCCCCACAGUAGAUAAAAGAUCUUCUGAUCCAUAUGUAAAAAGUCGAAUUCCAUCUACUGACCAAAGACUCUCCCCUGAACAAGCAUAUGAUCAUCAAUCUCUUCCGGAUAGAACUUCAAUGGAUCAUGGAUCAAAUAAAGAGAAUUUUAUUUUCCACAGCUUUGAUUAUAUCAAUUCAUCAUCACCGGGUUCCGGUGAUCUAGUGGAUCCGGUUACGGAACGUUGUGAAAAAGAUGCACAAUUUAUCUAUAGUCAAGCAAGACUAUUUGUUAAUCAACAAAAUAUAGGCAGAUUAAGUCCACGAAAAUUAUCAGUUGAUCGAGGUAAUCGUCAUUCGACUACGACAGAAACGCGAAGUAAAGUGACCGAUGAGCUCCCAGGUCAUAGACGCCAUCCUCCACCGCCUCUUUCUCCAAACUCGAAAGAAGAUAUACACUAUCCACGUGACGGGACUGUUAGUCGACCUCGAAUUUCAGAUGGUUCUAAAGCUGCUACUCCAUUAACUCCAACCAGACUUUCAUCAAAAAAUCUUGGUGACGAUCCAGAGAAAAGAAAACAACAACAAAAGCUAUACGACGACGAAUUCAAAAAUGGAAAUAGAGAACCAAUGCCAUUGGAUCCCAGGAAACCAAUUACACAGUUUAAUUAUGGCAUACUUCAACAUCCAGAUGAAUAUAAUUAUUUAGCUGAAGCAGAAAAACAAAAACCAACUAUAGAUUUUGCAUCAGAAUUAUCUUAUGAUAGCAGUCUUUAUGGUAAAAUUAGCCAAGGUUCCGCUCGAAAACAACCACCAAUUAAGCAUUAUGAUAAGUAUAAGGAUAAAAAACCUGAUAAACCACAUCGUCAUCCACCGCCACCUCAACCUACUGAUCAUGACCAAACAAAACGUUUAGACGAUAAACCAAGCCCAAAACCAGGCAGAAGAUCAGGCCAUGGAAUGGUUUCAGUUGAUGAAAAUUAUUAUGUAAAUGUACCUGGUUCAGGUCCACCAGUUAUUCGUCCACCAUACAAUGGACACAAGAGAUCACUGCAAGAUUUAAGUGAACGUUCCGGCCCUCAUAGUGCUUAUGAUCCUAGAUUGGGCGAUACAGUUAUUCAACCAAGUAAACCUAGAACCAGUGAUAGAAUAUCGGAUCAAAUGCCUGAUUAUUAUGAUCAAUAUACAUCGGAUGAAAGUGAUUAUGAUGAUUCAGGAGAAUCAGAUGAAGAACUUAGACCGCCAGCAUUACGUACAAUAACUCAGACAAGGAGACGAUCUGAACCAGAACCUUCGAACAAUUAUCCACCUGUACAAUUAAGAAAACAGUCAAAAGGACAAAAAACUGGACAGUCAAUCACAUCAAUUCGUGAUAGCCUUAUUAGUCCUGAAGGUAUGUCAAUUCCUUCCACUCCGGGUUAUGAAAAUAUUUAUGGUAUUUAUUAUAAUGAUAAAACAGGUAAAUACAUGAAAGGACUAGAUCGUGAUCAUUCAAAUGGAAUGUCACAAGAACGUAUAUCACGACCACGUUCUAAACAUACAACUGCAACAAGUCGAAGUUCUGGUUAUUACGGUGUUAAUGUGGUGAAUGAUACAAGUUCAAAACACAGUUUAAUAAUCAGUACAAAACGUCGAACACUAAGUGGUUUAACUGGUACCCACCCAUCAAAACAUCGUUCCAGUUCAAUGAAUACUUUGUGGUUCGGUGAUCAUCCUGUACCGUCGGAACAUACAAUCUCGCCAGCUACACCAGUUAGAUUAUCAAAUAUACAAAUACAAGCUCAAGCAGAACUUGAACGUCGACACAGAUCAUCUUCACAUGGACAUAGUUUAGAUAGAAAAUCUAUAUAUAGCACAGGAAUGACAGAAAGUCAUUUGUCCAAAGGUUUAAGUGAUUAUCAUCAAGGUUAUGAAGGAAUUGGUUAUGCAUAUGAUAAUCGAGGAAGAUUAAUACAUGGUGGUGCAUGUUUACCUGAACGUUCAGCUAGUCGUAAACGUCGAUUAUUAGAUGGUCAUGAAAGUUUAUCAAGAGUAUGGAUACCACAAAGUGGUGAACACUAUCCAAUUAAACAAAUAUCUGAUAAGACACCUAGUUCGCUAAUGAAUCGUGAUGAACGGCAAGCACAAUUGGAUAAUUCAGCGAUGGCAUUUGCUUUACGGGAUUUUAAUGCGCCUAAAAUUCGUAACAAUAUUGAUCAAUCUCUUACAUCAUUAUCAACUAGUCUCAUAUUUCUAAAGAAAAACUGCUUUUAUGUAAUAACUUGAAAACCUCUAUAUAGACGGGGUGGUGUGGUGUGUGUGUGUGCGUGGGGGGGGGUCGGUUGGUGAUUAUCAUGUUAUCUAUACUAGACUGAUAUCUUGUUUCAUAAUUUCUUAAAGUGAAUUUCUUCCACCUAUCCAUGAUUACUUUUCUCAUUUGCAGUUAUUGUAACAAAUCCAUUGGAUUUAGUUGAUAUGUAGGUUGGAAUCAUUACUGACUUUAUUGUUUCUGACCUUUUUGCUUUUGUUUUCUCUCUUCUCCUAAAUGUUGAAAUAACGAUUGUGUAAUAAUAAUGAUAAUGAUACAAAUGAAUGAAAUUUUGAUUGAGACAUUCAAUGUGUUUUACUUUUUAAGUAGUAUAUUAUGAAGCUUAGUUUUUAAGUUUCCCUAUAUAUAAAUAUUAAAGUUACCUAAGAUAUUACUGAUAAA
Messenger RNA from Schistosoma curassoni, 3978 nucleotides. Lineage: Eukaryota; Metazoa; Platyhelminthes; Trematoda; Strigeidida; Schistosomatidae. The record is from the annotation of a GenBank genome assembly.